AGAGACAGACAGAGAGACGCUGACCAUCACAGCAGGCUACCAGUGGACUAAACUCUAGCUCCAAUUACGCACAGUGCUAUUGAACUAUUUUAUAUCAAGCAGAAGAAGAAGAAUGGGACUGCACAGUGUUGAGGAACUGGUAUCCGGUAAGAGGGCAGAGGGCAAGGAGGCAGCAGACUUCCAAGGGGGCGAGUAUGAGGCGGCUGUCGGUCAAGAGAAGCAGGAUGACCGCAGGUCCCACAGCGAGCUGGUGGGCGAAGGUCUGUCAGAGGAGAGCGACAGUGGCAGUGAACAUGAGGAAGUCAGCGUGGCAGCUCUCAAUACGGAUAAAAGCGGCAGGCUGAAGUUGGAGACGGUGGAUGACCUGUUCAACAUCCUGCAGCUGAGGAAGAGGAGGAGGGAAAGGAAGGCUCCCGUCCACAAGAAACAACAGCCAGAGCCUGAGCUCGUGCCAGAGUUUGUGGAUGAGCAGAUGUUUCUGACAGCAGCCAUGGAGAACAAAAUGGCUGUGGUGGAGAAGUACCUGGCUGAUAAAGGAAACCCCAACGCAGCUGACCAUUUCCAGAGAACUGCUCUGCACAAAGCCUCAUUCAAAGGACAUGUGGAGGUCAUGAAAAGACUUCUGGAGGCCGGUGCUUCCAUCGAGAAAAAAGACAAGCUGGAGGCCACAGCAGUCCACUGGGCCUGCAGAGGAGGCAGCCUGCCGGCCCUGCAGCUGCUGCUUGACCAGGGAGCCAAGUUCACCUACAGAGACAAGCUGCAGAGCACUCCUCUCCAUGUUGCUGUGAGGACAGGACACUGUGAGUGUGCCGAGCAUCUUAUUCACUGUGGAGCAGACGUCAACGCCAAAGACAGAGACGGAGACACGCCCAUGCAUGAUGCUGUGAGGAUAAACAGAUUCAAGAUGAUCAAGCUGCUGAUGAUGUACGGGGCCAGUCUCAACACCAAGAACUGUGAUGGAAAAACUCCACUGGAGACACUGAAUUCAUGGCAGAAUGGAGCCAAGAGCCUCCUGUGUAACUUCAGCCAGGAGAAGCCCAACCAGUAGAGCCCGACACAUUCCAGUAAAACCAGGAAUUCGACAUGAAACUCAGCCACAAGAUCUGCUGGCUUAUCAGGAAAGAAAGUGUUAGAAAAGAGAAAAUUCUAUUUUUCUAGCCCAUUCUGGUCAUUUCCAUACUGCGGUGCACGACGCACACAAGUCUUCUUUUAAUAUCUAUUUAUCCAGUGAGGCUGUGCCGAGUGUUCACCUCACAUUCAAACUGUCUCACAUGUUGACGGACAGAUAUCGACCCCCUCAGGGAAAGACUGCGAUUAAAUCUACAGUUAGCUCAGCUGGAGCAUUUAGAUGUUGGAAGAUAUCUUAAUUUAAAGAGCAUUGGUCCUUACCUGGUUCAGGGAUCUGAACUAGCAACCUCACUAACCUGAACGCUACCGGCAGGGUUAGACUAUCACAUAUGACAUGUUCUUUACACAUCUUACAGUCACAUGAGCAGCAGGAACUUAAACAAUGAUCAACAAUGUGAAUUCUAAUCAGGAUGUUGUUAAUAAUACGACUAUUAGCACUGAUAGAUUCAUUGAUCGCCAAAUAUUGCUGGACAAUGUCUCGGCUGACAACAUGAAGAUGUUUUUUUUUCCUUCUUUUUCUUAAUUUUUACUCAAAGCUGAGUUGAAGUCAGCAAUACUGCAUCGAGAAGAUGACAUAUUUAUUAAUUAUUGACAGCCAUCAGCAAUCGAUUUAUUGGGUCUGAUUGAUUCAUUUUGCUUAAUGACUGAGUGACUUUCUAGAGUUAUACUGUAGUUGGUUUGAUUAUUUUUUAUGGUUAACCAAUUAUAUUAACUUAGAAUGUACUGAUUUUCAUUUACUAACCAAUGGAAGCAACUGGGCGAUAGUGAUGAGUUUUUUUCAGAUGCACAUCACCUGGUUCACUGUCUUUGUAGUCCCAUUGAAUCAGCACACUGUGGAUCAAUUCCAAUGUUAAACUGAAGUUAUUUAUCUGUAUGAGUUAUAAAAAUGGAGGAGUGGAGCCUCCUCUUGCUGUUAGAUGAUGUGUGUUGUUAUACUUAAACAUUCAGAUGAGUUAAACCAAGUUCUUUGGUCUUAUGCAUUGUAACAUUGAGCGAUAAGACAGGAUGAAGUACGUUUUUGAUCAGGAUGGGAGAAAUAUCUCCACUCCGCUUGUUGAUGAUAAGAUUUACACUUUAACUAUGGUUUUUGUUUUAGUUUCUCUGGACAAGAGCAAAACUUAACUGCCAAGUGCCUUAGCAAAACAGUAACUUUUCAGUAAUUAGUAUCUCGUUCCUAAAAUGUUGAGGCAGAGGGUACUUGCUGUAGCUCUGGUUGAGGCAGAGAGGCUGUCAGUAAAUAGUUUGUUGGGCACAGGGAAGCAGAGAUCUGUGUGGGUACAUGAGACCCUAAAAAAGAGGGUGGAUCACGGGGAGUACCACCUGUUGGUCCAGGAGCUUCGCAUCCAUUAUGGACAUUUCCAGGGGAUGUUUUAGGAUGACUCGGGGGCAGUUUGACAACCUGCUGUCUAUCGUCGGGCUGUAUAGCUCUGGGUAUCCCGCAACCGCUACCACCAGUUUCUCCUCCAUUUUUUACCAACUGAAAACUUGUUGUUGUGACCAGAGAGAAAGCCCGCCUCUCAAAUUAUCCAAUUGGACAAUGGCGAAAAAAGAGCUGACGUGGGGCACUUUUCUGCUCUGAGUUGAAGUUUUUUCAACUGGACGAGUUCAGAACCCUCCAGCAAAAAUGCCUAGUGCCUAGAGCUCAGAAGCCAAGGUGUUUCACAACCCAAAAACGGCGAGCAAAAAGCUUCAUUCUCCUUCAAAACCAUUACAAAGAGGCGCCUCCAGCUGCUAAAACACUUUGUGUGUGAUCAGGGCCUUAAGAUGUGUUGUUUCACAGAGCGUCUUCCAGUCCAGUCUCAGUUAUUUCAUUCAUUAUAUUUAAGAGAACUUUUUUCUUCAGACUCAAAACAUUAUUUAUUAUUGUAAAAAUUUGUUUCAGUUUAUUAUUUAUUGUUGUCACAAACAGUUGGCAACCCAACAACCUUGUUUAUCUAAUCUUCCUCAGACACAUUGUUUAGACGUCUGUAGGUCUCGACCUCACGCAGCCUUCGGACAAAGUUCAUCUUGUUACCAUUUUCCCAGUUUCUCCCACUGAGGCUCAAUUUGAGCAUCUUGGGUCCAAACAAUUUAUCAUCACCUAUGUGAUACAAGAAGAGCUUCAACUGGCCCCGACUCUACAGCAGUAUGACCGUGGCAUGCCAGCUGCUGGCCCCUUUUGUUUUGCUGCAAUAAAAAUGAUCACACAAGCAAACGAGUGUGAGAGGGAAGAAGCUGAAAAGUCUUUGUUGGUUCAGAGGAUGUUUGACAUGAAGUAUUCAUGUGGAUGAAACAGAUCUUGAUAUAUGAAUUGUAAUCAGAUUUAUUUUUUAUUGUUGAAGAUGGAUGUACAUUUUGCCUUGUAUUUAUGGAUUAAUUGAAUAAAACUAAGUUUGAA
This is a messenger RNA of Epinephelus lanceolatus (giant grouper), 3505 nucleotides long. It is a transcript of the gene ankrd1a, whose product is annotated as ankyrin repeat domain 1a (cardiac muscle). Gene Ontology annotation, molecular function: protein binding. NCBI's taxonomy places the organism in Eukaryota, Metazoa, Chordata, Actinopteri, Perciformes, Serranidae. The record is from RefSeq and is a predicted model, not a curated record.